Messenger RNA from Cynara cardunculus var. scolymus (artichoke), 1557 nucleotides. RefSeq names its product UDP-glycosyltransferase 92A1-like. The record is from RefSeq and is a predicted model, not a curated record. Gene Ontology annotation, molecular function: UDP-glycosyltransferase activity. The transcript has a single exon. Bases 3 to 1472 code for a protein of 489 amino acids. NCBI's taxonomy places the organism in Eukaryota, Viridiplantae, Streptophyta, Magnoliopsida, Asterales, Asteraceae.
CAAUGGAGGCUUCCAACAACAUUCUCAUGUUUCCUUUCAUGGCACAAGGUCAUAUUAUCCCUUUCUUUGCUUUAUCUCUUCAACUCCAACAAAAAGGCUACCAAAUCACCUUCCUCAACACCCCUCUUAACAUCGCCAAUCUCCGCCGUCUUCUUCCUCCCUCCUCCGCUAUUCGCCUCCUUGAGAUCCCCUUCAACUCCUCCGAUCAUGGCCUUCCUCCUCACUCUGAGAACACCGAUUCACUCCCACCCAACCGUAUCUACGACCUCCUUGUCGCUUCCACCUCUCUCAAACCCGCCUUCACAAACAUUCUCAAGGGAUUCCUUGACGCCGGAGCUCCCCCACUUUGUGUGGUGGCCGACUUUUUCUUUGGGUGGUCGGCGGCGGUCUCACAUGAGUUUGGAAUCUUCCAUGUCAUCUUUAGUGGAUCUGGUGGGUUUGGAUUAGCCUGUUACUACUCUGCUUGGAUCAAUCUACCUCACCAAAAUUCUGAUUCCGGUGAGUUCGUUUUGCCGGAUUUUCAAGAAGCCGGUAAACUGCAGGUGACCCAGUUAACUCCAAGCCUUGUUAAGGCCACCGACGAUGACCCUUUGUCGAAAUUCCAAAUAAAGAACCUUACAGCAUGGGCUAAUGCCGAUGGGUUUUUGUUUAACACAAUUGAAGAGCUCGACAAAGUCGGCUUAUCGUACUUCAGAAGAAAAUUUCGUCGACCAGUGUGGGCAAUUGGGCCAAUUAACCUACCUUUAAAUGGUCGACCUCGGGCCGGGAAAAGUGGUGGAAUCGAUACAGAAUCAUGCCUGCACUUUCUGAACUCAAAGCCACCAUCCUCUGUUUUAUACAUUUCUUUCGGAUCACAAAACACCAUCAGUGCAUCGCAGAUGAUGCAACUCGCCAAAGCAUUAGAUAAAAGCAAGAAAAGCUUCAUUUGGGUGGUCCGACCGCCGCUGGAAUUCAACAUAAACGCCGAUUUCAGAGCAGAGGAGUGGCUGCCAGAAAACUUCAAGAACCAGAUGGAGAACGAAAACAGAGGAGUUAUCAUAGAAAAAUGGGCAGCCCAGGUGGAGAUCCUGUCACAUAAAUCUGUAGGAGGGUUUAUGAGCCACUGUGGGUGGAACUCGGUGAUGGAAUCGCUCAGCCGUGGAGUUCCGAUACUGGGGUGGCCGUUGGCGGCGGAGCAGUUCUAUAAUGCGAAGAUGAUGGUGGAGAUUGCAGAGGUAUGUGUGGAGGUGGCUAGAGGGACUGAUUUUGAGGUGAGGAGUGAGGAUCUAAGGGAGAAGAUAGAGGAAGUGAUGAGUGAAACUGGAAAUGGGAAGGAGAUGAGGAAGAAAGCAUUUGAAAUAAAGAAGAUUAUUGAAGAAGCAACAAGCGAUGAAGAAGGUUUCAAAGGGUCUUCUGUGGCAGCCAUGGAAGACUUCCUUCAAGCUCCAUUGUUGAUCAAGAACCUCGCCACCAAUUUACCAGAUAAUUACUAGUAAAUUUUAUGGCAAGUGUCUUUGGUUGUUAAGCAUACAAGUGCAUUCACAAGAAAACAGUAUAAUAUAAAACUUUGUUUUUUCA